CCACGAUUCUACUAUCGUCGUUGAUUUUUUUUCCCCAUGUUCUUACUCGUGAAGUUGGAGCAAUUGGAAUUUCAAUUGUCAUCGCCGUCUAAUCGAAUAUUAACCUGAUCAUUGAAAUUUGGUAAAAAAAAUCAUCUGAAAAGAUGUACGGGCUCGGGAAAAUGAAUCGGUUGGGUCGAAUCAUCGAGAAAACUCAUAAAAAUAUUCUCGCUUCAUAUUUGAAAAAUUUUCCAAGCCUUUUUCACCUGUGUUACGAUCCGAUUGGGACCCACAAAAAAGCUCGCGCCGUCGUUGGAUUUUUUCUCGGUCUUUUCCUCGGAAUCGUAUUCUACGUGGGAAUAAUUCUCGAUCUCGAAUUCGAUCGUUACACGAGUUUAGCACUUGGCGCGAUCGUCAUAGUCUUGCUAUCGAUCGGCUGUGCAUCUUCGAUUCAGGUGAGAUGCGUGUGCCUGUUGAUGAUUCCGGCGUUUUUCGGGCGUGCAGGACGGAGCGUCCUGAAGGCAUUGGUCCUUGGGUACGUUAUCGCUGGCCCGAUAUUUAAUCUUUCGUACAACGGCAAAGAAGUCGUGAGAACAUUCGCAUGUACCUCUCAGCUGACGUACAAUCUUACCAAGACUCGUUUCGACCUCAUGUUCAAGCCGUUUCAACAGGCGUUGUUCGGCAUGAAAGCAGACAUCAACGAGGUCAAGGACACUCUCACAUCCGUCAGAGAGCUUAUGAGCCCCAUUGUUGAAGAACUCGAAGGUGAAGAGGAAAUGAAACGACUCAAAGAGGAAAAUGAUUACAUGGAUGAGCUGCUGGACGACACUAAACGAAGCGACGAGAUCAGAGCGAAGGAGAAACAGGCCGAAGAGAGUGCCACUGCCGAAAGUCAAAUUUAUGAGGCUAAAUAUCGUGCCAAAGUCGAAACUAGGUGCGAGGAACAACUGAGCAGAGGCUCGGAAAAGUGCAGAACCAUGUUUGCCGGUGCCCAUGAAAAGUGUGCGAACGCGGUGACAUUUUUCGUGUCUUGGCUUUUGUGCUGGCCUAUGAAACUGACUUUUGUGUGCAACAUAGUUCAAGCGUUGGGAGGUUCGAGGAUCUGCGAUCCUCAGGGAAAUAUUGACUCCGGACUCGGGGAAGGAUAUGCGAGUUUGAAAAAAUCGCGAGAGACUCUGAGCAAAAGCCUGAAAGACGCAAAAUUACAGUACAAGGUUAAACUUGCACCGUCGAUUUUGGAUGUUUAUGGUCCGAGUGACACCGCGAAAGCGGUUCUCCACGAUUUUAACAUAAGAAAAGAAUUUUUCGACACGGUUAUGACUCUCCUGAAGCGUUGCCUCGCUUUCGUAUUCGUCAAAAUAAUCUUCAGCGCCCAGAACUAUCACGAUUCUUAUUUAACCGAUAUCGACUACGACAACUGUUACGUGACCACUUACUUUCGGAAAAUUGAUGCGAGAAGAAAAGCCCGCGGCAGCGCGACUUUGCUGCCCCUGAAAAAAGUUGAAAUGGCCAAAUUCAUCGACCCUUAUCGUCUCCGCGCCGGAAAACUCGAGAGACCCAAUCUUAUCGGACAAACCGUAAAACUCAUUCUCGAAAUGGUCACCGCUACUACUUUCGUCCUGCUCGACAGAUUGUUCUUCGAGACUCUUGAUUUGGUUAGAAAACACGCCCACAUGGAGUACUCUCAGGCUGGCCAUCACGAUGUCAAGCUGGAGAUUCGUGGCACGGGGAUGAUAGCAUCGCUGAUAAGGAGUGUGAUCAAAGGUUUCAACGUGAAAAAGCGUGUGAAAAUGGUGAUUUCGAACGAAGCGUGUUUGCCACGGCCAACGGAGCUUCCGAAUUACGUUCUCGCCAAGAUUUACGUGACGUAUAUGGGAGUUUGGGGGAUGUUAUUUCUCGCCUGUUACACCCAACGUUUGCGACGCUGCAUCUGCUCGUUUUUUUAUAGAAAACGUGAGAAGCGAAGAAUUUUGUAUCUGUACAACGAAACGUUGCGUCGAAGAAUCGGUUUCUUCAGGUUCAUGAAAGGUAAAGUGCGAGCCCUCGUUCGAGCGCGUCUCCUCGAACGUAAUUUGGAUCCUUGGCUCGCUCUUCGACUCAGAUCUCCGCAGUUUUGCGGUUGGUUGAAAUUCUUCGCUUGUGCAAGAGGACAGUGUUUAAUUUGCGGUGAACCCGAGUCCAUAAGAGGGGCCAAGUUUCGCGAGUGCACCACUCCGGGUUGCACUUUCAUCCAUUGUCCCGAAUGUUGGCGUGACAUUGGCGGAAUUUGCCUCGCUUGUGCACAACUCCCAGACAGUGAUUCCGAAGAUUAUGACACUGACGUUCCCGAGCUCUGACUCUGCUCACCGCAACGUCAUGUCAGCGUGCAAUAAUCAUUUUGUCCAGCGAUCUUUCAAUUUCAGUGACUAUCGAAUCUUCUUUCACUAUGUUUUAUAACAAUAAUUGCAAAUAAAAUAAUCGAUAUUAACGUAAAA
Messenger RNA from Venturia canescens, 2453 nucleotides. Its product is annotated as protein sneaky-like. The transcript has 6 exons. The record is from RefSeq and is a predicted model, not a curated record. Lineage: Eukaryota; Metazoa; Arthropoda; Insecta; Hymenoptera; Ichneumonidae. The coding region runs from base 144 to 2315 and encodes 723 amino acids. Gene Ontology annotation, cellular component: membrane.